This is a messenger RNA of Acaulospora morrowiae, 666 nucleotides long. The record is from the annotation of a GenBank genome assembly. Lineage: Eukaryota; Fungi; Glomeromycota; Glomeromycetes; Diversisporales; Acaulosporaceae.
AUGGUAGAUAAAAUUAGCGAUGUUUGGGCUAUAUCGGACGACGAAGACGACAAUUCAAAUUACGAGAAAGUGAUUUCUUCAAAAGAAUGGGAACGAAUGAAUGAAAAUUUUGGAAAUAUGGGAUACAGGGAAGGAAUUAUAGAAGGUAAAGAUGUUACGAUUCAAAAAGGGUUUGACAGGGGUUAUUCCGAGGGAGUCGUGAUCGGUAAAGAAGUCGGCAGGAUGAGGGGAAUUUUGAACACUAUACUAGAAUUCUACUCGCCCUUAGUCAAUCACAGUGAUUUUGGCGAUGAGGACAUCAAAGAUAUACCUUUACUACCAGAUAAAUCCUUACUCGAUAGGGUUAUAUCUUUAGAAAAUGAGCUUGCAUGUUUGACCGUUGACAAAGUUUUUACCAAAGAGCAUUUUCAAUCAACAAUAACAUCUAAGGGAGAUCCAUGUGAAGUAGAGAACACUGCUAUUAUUGGAACCGAGUCGAUGUGCAGCUGUAAAGAAAAUAUUGACUCCGAUGAUUGUUGCAGAAGGCAGAAAGGGGACAAUCUCAAAUGUCAUGAAGAGAGGAUGUCAUCACAGCAUCCAAAGAGUGUGAAAAACUCUGAACAAAUUUUAAAGGGAUAUCACGACGAGGUUAACAAAAUAUUGAAUGAGCUCAGAUUCGCUAUUUAA